AUGGAUAUCGACAUGAGCCGUCGCAACAAGGUCCCGCGCCCUCUGUCCGACUCCGAACGGGGUCGGUUGGACGAGUUCAUCGACUCCAUCCACUACUCGGCACGGUAUUCCGACAGCGAAUUCGAGUAUCGUCAUGUGCAGCUUCCCAAAGCCAUGCUCAAGGCUAUCCCCAAAGAUUACCAUGAUGCCAGCCACGGAACGUUGAAGCUGCUUUGGGAGGAGGAAUGGCGCGCACUUGGUAUCACUCAGAGUUUGGGCUGGGAGCAUUACGAGGUUCAUGAGCCGGAGCCGCAUAUUUUGCUGUUCAAGUUCGUCUGCCUUUCCCUUGACUUCGCCCCCACGGUGUUUAUCUAA
Colletotrichum chrysophilum is the source of this 354-nucleotide messenger RNA. It is a transcript of the gene SUC1, whose product is annotated as transcription factor. The transcript has 3 exons. Gene Ontology annotation, molecular function: cyclin-dependent protein serine/threonine kinase activator activity; histone binding; protein kinase binding. NCBI's taxonomy places the organism in Eukaryota, Fungi, Ascomycota, Sordariomycetes, Glomerellales, Glomerellaceae. Gene Ontology annotation, cellular component: SCF ubiquitin ligase complex; cyclin-dependent protein kinase holoenzyme complex. Bases 1 to 354 code for a protein of 117 amino acids. The record is from RefSeq and is a predicted model, not a curated record. Gene Ontology annotation, biological process: regulation of mitotic cell cycle.